Messenger RNA from Chenopodium quinoa (quinoa), 794 nucleotides. RefSeq lists its product as uncharacterized. The coding region runs from base 112 to 414 and encodes 100 amino acids. The record is from RefSeq and is a predicted model, not a curated record. The transcript is spliced from 3 exons. NCBI's taxonomy places the organism in Eukaryota, Viridiplantae, Streptophyta, Magnoliopsida, Caryophyllales, Amaranthaceae.
AGACGUUAUUGUUACCAUAUCCCCUUAAAGGCUUAAACCCUACAUUUCAGUAAACCCUCCUCACUCAACUCUGAGCAAGCAAUUGAGCACCCAAACUGAAAACAAACAACAAUGGCGUGGAGAAGUGGAUCAUUCUCAAGGUCUUUCCUCAACGCAACCAGAUCUCCUUCCAUCCGCCCUUCCACCGCCUUCCGCCGCCCUCCUUCGCCGCUUCUCCCUAACCCCGCUCGCAAUUCUCGCCGUCUUUCUUUCACCAACCCUAGGAGCGUUGAAGUGUUGGGAUGCGCGCAAUCGUUGAUGCCGAUGCAUUCGGUGGUGGUCGACACUCGAUUGACAUCUUACAUUGCAGUCGACGCUAGGGCUUUUUGCGAGUUGUCUCAGGGUACCUUCUGUCGCACUUGUCAAGAUCGCUAAUUUUCUCUCUCCUUUCCCCUCUCUCUAUUUCCCUCACACUUAGUACUUAAAUUGCCUAGUUUGGUGAAGGAAAAAAAAAAAAGGAAUUUACUCAGUUGAUGGCAGUUGAAUUGGUGCAUGGAACACUCCAACUUGCAGUAGGCUGCUGGAUUAAAUAUAAGUAGGUUUCAUCUACACUUUCCUAGGAUCUGUUGGGAAGUUUACUUUCAAUAACCUUGUGAAGAUCAAGUUAGAUUUUUCUUGAAUACUUCUAUAAAUAAUCUUUUUAACAUUACUUUAUGUAGGUGAUUCUUUUUUUAUUAAAACUAUUGAAGGGAUUGAUGGUACCCCAUUUAGUCAGUUUUUUGUUGCUUGCUUCCGCUUGCAUUUAUACUUUUUUA